AUGGCCCACCGCAUCGUCUCUCAAGUCGUCGUGACCGGAGCCCGGGUCUUCGGCCGCGCCUUCGCCGAAGCCUACAAACAAGCCCAGGCGUCCGGAAAAUAUGCCGCUCAUCAAAAGAAAUCCGGUGGCUCCUCCACAACCUCCAGCGUGACCAUCGAAGAGGCCUGCAAAAUCCUGAACGUCAAGCCCCCAGCCAGCGGCGAACACGAUCUCGAACACAUCAUGUCCCGAUUCAAGAAGCUGUUCGAUACCAACAACCCGGAAAAGGGCGGCAGUUUCUACCUGCAGAGCAAGAUCCUGCGUGCGCGUGAACGGUUAGAAAUGGAGUUCCGCGAGGCCGAGCGCAAGGCCGUGCAUGACAAGGAAUUGAAGGAAGGAUGGAACCCCAAGGUCUACAAGGACAAAUGA
Messenger RNA from Penicillium bovifimosum, 408 nucleotides. Its product is annotated as import motor complex subunit PAM16. The coding region runs from base 1 to 408 and encodes 135 amino acids. Gene Ontology annotation, cellular component: TIM23 mitochondrial import inner membrane translocase complex. Gene Ontology annotation, biological process: protein import into mitochondrial matrix. NCBI's taxonomy places the organism in Eukaryota, Fungi, Ascomycota, Eurotiomycetes, Eurotiales, Aspergillaceae. The record is from RefSeq and is a predicted model, not a curated record. The transcript is spliced from 2 exons.